UGAAGGGGACGACCGGAAGAUGAGUUUCGGCGGGUGGAGGUUGAUGCUAACAGGUUGAAAAUGUCGGCUUCUUUCAGAGUGUUGAACAGCCGUGUGUCGGCUCUGUGUCUCUUCCUGACACCGAGGAAUCAUCCGGUACAAUGUUCGGUGGGUGGACGGUGGCUGUCAUGCUCACAAACAGGUGAUACCCUUCGGCCACUAGAGGGCGUCAGAGUGUUAGACCUGACCAGAGUUCUGGCUGGUCCCUUUUCCACCAUGAUCCUGGGAGAUCUGGGAGCUGAGGUUGUCAAAGUGGAGAGACCAGGUGCAGGUGACGACACCAGAGCCUGGGGGCCUCCAUUUGUCGGUGCAGAGAGCGCCUAUUUCCUCAGCGUCAACCGGAACAAAAAGAGCAUUGCUGUGGACCUGAAGCAUCAAGGAGCGAGAAUCAUCCAGGAGCUGGCAGGAGUGAGUGACGUGCUGGUGGAAAACUACUUACCGGGGAAGCUCCUUGAGAUGGGUUUAGGAUAUGAGCAGCUGAGCAGAGUGAACCCGCAGCUCAUCUACUGCUCCAUCUCAGGCUAUGGGCAGACCGGUCCUCAGUCUCAGAGUCCAGGCUAUGACUCCAUCGCCUCUGCUGUAUCGGGAAUGAUGCACAUCACGGGGCCAGAGGAUGGAGACCCGGUGCGUCCUGGUGUCGCCAUGACGGAUCUGGCCACGGGACUGUACGCACACGGCGCCGUCAUGGCUGCCCUGCUGCAACGGCACAAGACCGGGAGAGGGGUUCAUAUCGACUGUAACCUGCUGUCCUCACAGGUGUCCUGUCUCAGCCACAUUGCUGCUAACUAUCUGAACGCGGGGAAGGAGGCACAGCGCUGGGGGACAGCCCACGGGAGCAUCGUACCUUACCAGGGCUUCAAAACCAAAGACGGACACAUCGUUGUGGCUGCAGGCAACGACAAACAGUUUGUCAAAGUUUGUCAGGUUUUGGAGCUCAAGGAGCUCACAGACGAUUUAAAGUACAAAACAAACAAGCUGAGAGUCCAAAACCGCAAACAGCUGCUGCACACGCUGUCUGAGAGGUUUCUGCAGGAGAAGACUUCUGAUUGGCUGAGGAGGUUUGAGGGCUCAGGUGUUCCUGUUGGACCAAUCAACAACAUCCAGGAAGUGUUCUCUGAUGCACAGGUGAAACACAACGGACUCAUUCAGGACAUGAACCACCCGACAGCAGGACGCAUCACUGUACCUGGCCCUGCUGUCCGUUUCAGCAGCUUCAUUCCUGCUGGACCGAUGCCCCCUCCUCUGAUUGGCCAGCACACAGUGCAGGUGCUGAGAGACAUCCUGUCUUACAGUGAUGACAUCAUCAAAAUGCUGCUAGAGACGAAGGCGGUGGCCCAGAAUGAAGUGUCCUGAUUGGCUGAUAUCACACACAAGAAUAUCAAAAUAUAAGAAAGAGACUCCAAAGAUUUAUUUUGGAGGGACAAAUUGACGAUUUCACAUCAUUAAGAAAAACAAGAAUUUAUUAAUAUGUUGGGAAGCUAUUUUCUACACACUUUUAAUAACAGUCAUUUGAAUGGUAAGGUUCUGCGCAGCAAUACGUGUUUUUCUAAGAUCUGAAAGUGAAUUAUUUGACAUUUUCUAAAUUUUUGCACAACUUAAACAUAUUGUUUACAUCACUACAUAGCAUAGCAGACUCCUGAAACGUUCUAAAGCACUCCUGAUUUGUGGUUCCAUUUUCUUGUUUUUUUUGUCUGUAAAUUUCCUUUGCACUCCAGAAAUGAGUGGUUGCUAUUUAUAUAAAAGAAAAUAACUGUUGUAAUUAUGCAUUUAUUUUUGCUGAGCUAACGCGUUCAUAACUCCAAAGAAAAGGUGAUAAAUGUACUGAUAUUCUGUUUUUCAGAGACUAUGUUGGUGUGUUCAGGGAAACGCAGACAUUUUUUAUCAUUAGAUAAAACUCCAUUUGAUAUCACA
Molecule: messenger RNA, 1950 nt
Organism: Labrus bergylta (ballan wrasse)
Lineage: Eukaryota; Metazoa; Chordata; Actinopteri; Labriformes; Labridae
Gene: sugct
Product: succinyl-CoA:glutarate-CoA transferase
Molecular function (GO): catalytic activity
Source: RefSeq, a predicted model, not a curated record